Messenger RNA from Vanessa atalanta (red admiral), 2539 nucleotides. RefSeq lists its product as uncharacterized. The transcript has 13 exons. Lineage: Eukaryota; Metazoa; Arthropoda; Insecta; Lepidoptera; Nymphalidae. Gene Ontology annotation, cellular component: SCF ubiquitin ligase complex. The record is from RefSeq and is a predicted model, not a curated record. Gene Ontology annotation, molecular function: protein binding. Gene Ontology annotation, biological process: positive regulation of protein ubiquitination; SCF-dependent proteasomal ubiquitin-dependent protein catabolic process. Bases 260 to 1651 code for a protein of 463 amino acids.
ACUGCACUGCUUACUCUAUGGUUAACAACUUGAAGUUAGUUUUCACUUUUUGUAAAACGUAGUUUUCUCAUUCAGUAAGUGUCCAGUAAUCUGUGUUUGCAACGAGUGAUUUCGGUUCUUAUAAAAAUACUAUUGACAAUGGGCGUUUAAAUAAAAUUGUAAUCUUUUUCCCUAUGAGAGCUGUUUUUUAAAAGUAUUAAUAUUAUAAUACACGGAAUAAUAUAGUAUAGUAUCGUCAGAAAAUACGACAUAUCUGAAGAUGUCUGCAGAAUGGGGCAGCUUGCCUCUCCUCUCACUGAGAUGCGUAUUAGAUCAUUUGAGUACAGAGGAUGCGCUCGCUGCAUUGUCCACUUGCCGUCACUGGCGUAGUGCCAUUUUACUAUAUGAGGGUAAGAAAGAAUUACUCAAGUUAAAUGUGAAAACCCUCGAGAGGAAUCUCUUUGUCACACGGCUGUUCAAGAAGUACACAAGGAAACUUCACAUUAUCAUUGAUAGUGACAACAAAGAUUUGGAGAACUUUAUGAAUUUUGUCCUGCCGCAAUUCUUUGAUACGCAGAAUUUGCAAGAAUUAGUAUUUAUUGGACCCGUUUACCUUCAACAGAAGAACAUCAUAUCAGCGUCCAAAAUAAAUCGAAUCAUCACUGAGAGUUUAAUGUUUAAGAAUUCUCACUGUUUACAAAGAUUCAGUUUACUGGGUUCUAUCAUGGCACCGGUGAAGAAUGAAAACGACAGAUACACGCAUAAAUAUGUGGAGUAUUAUUCGAGACCGCUUACAUUCAGCACUGUUUCACCGUUCGAUACAGUAUUUUCGCGUUGCAACGCUGGUUUGAUGGCAUUCUCUUCGUUACGACAACUAAUCUUCGACUUUGACCUGAUGAGUACGCCAACGCUGCAGACUCUCAGUCAGAUGGGUCAAAUAACAGACCUCACGCUGAAUAUUGGACAAAAACGGCCCGUCAACCUGCCCCUCGUGGAUUGGAACUACGCGAACCGAAACCUUCGAGUGACUUUGAUUGUUAUAACAGUCCCACACUGCAUGAUGAACAUGGUGAUUGAGGAAGUUUUCAUCGAGGGUUUACCAUUGUUCUCAUUGAAGGUUCUAUUCUGUGAAACGUUACACGUGGGUAUUCUCCAACGCGUUGUGCUCAUGUACAAGGAGACGAUACGCGAAUUCGUUUGGAUCGACUCCCCGGGUAACACUGUUGACGUUUGCGGCAGGAUUAUCAAACAUCACCGGGAACCCACUGAGUUUACCAUGUCUAACGUGAAUCCGAUUAUAUUACUAUGCUGGCAGUGCACUCAAUUAAAAAGACUUGUCAUACAUGGUUACUGGGUAUGGCAAUACGAUCUCCUAGGCAUAGUUCGCCUGCGUAGGUCUCUACAGGAUCUGGAAAUAUCUGCCAUAUACGAUAGACAGAGUCGCUUCACCACGGCCACACGCAGCGAUCACAUGGUUCGAGUGCUGGCCACCGAUAACCAGAAGAUCCUUGAUCCUGAAUAUAUACAACAAGUGAACUCGUACACGGAGUUCGAGUGGACGCCCGCGCUGUGGGAGCGCCUCCACCCCGCGCUGCGGCCGCGCGCCACCCUCGCGCAGCGCAUCGACUACGUGCUGCGCGAGAGCCUGCGCCCCGCCGUGCGCACGUUUUAGGGUGGACUUCGGAAAUUAUCUCAGAGUGAAGAUGCAGCUUAUCAACGGUUACCAGCGACGGACUGUAGGAAGAUCUUUAAUAUAAAAAAAAAGUAUUCACUCAGGUCAGUGAGACUCACUGGAAAUAUUUCAAAGUCAAAGUCAAAAAAAUUGGUGUCAUUUCGAAAGGCCACGAAGCCUGAUCUUGAAGCGAUGUUCGUCGCAAAUGUUUACAACUUGUAAUUUUAGGUAUCUUUUUGAUAUUCAUGUAUUAAAAGCAUUGCAUGAUGAAGAGGAGCUGAUUUACGACGAUCUAUACAGCUGCAGAUGCUGGUCGAAGGAAGGAGGUGUUGUUUUGUACCGAACUCGGAAAACUAAAAGUUUUUUAUAUAUAAAAUUUUAUUUAUAACCAGUUUUUUCUCGUACCGACCAGUAUUGCAGUAUGCAAUUUUAAAACAUAAAUAUUAAAAAGAUAUUCUUGAUUGAAUAACAUUCAAUUCAAUCAAAAAUUGGUUUCGGGUUCUCAAAUCUAAAUUCAUUGUUGGGUAUAAUAUUUAGGUAUAAGAAUUAUAUCGUUAGAAAUAUGUCGAUUACGUCUGUGUAUCGUUUUUAGAUAAUUUCUCCUAAAAUAUUGUUUUAAGGUAUGCAAUUGCAAUAUCUAAAAAAAAAAAAUCGAUAUCUUUAGGCCUAAACGACUUCUUCUCGAAUAUUCAUGUAUGUAUUUUUUUUAAAUUGCAUUUUCUCAUAACUAUUAGUGAAAUAUUUAAUUUGCAAAAGUUCCUUUAUCUAGAAUUUACUGGAGACCUAAUAAAGUUUAAUAAAUAGUUCACGUUAAUUAAACAUGCACUUAGUGAAGACGCGAAACCUUCAUAGAUGUUUUACGCUUGUAAAUAGCUUAAGUUUUCUAAA